Molecule: messenger RNA, 2071 nt
Organism: Vigna umbellata (rice bean)
Lineage: Eukaryota; Viridiplantae; Streptophyta; Magnoliopsida; Fabales; Fabaceae
Source: RefSeq, a predicted model, not a curated record
UUUGCAGUGAGGCAGAGUUGGAGUGAACCAGCUGUUAAAGGGACCCCACCUACUCCUAGGGACAGCCAUAGUUGUUCUGUUGUUGGUGAUAGUCUUUUUGUGUUUGGGGGUACAGAUGGGACCAGGCUGCUGAAUGAUUUGCAUAUUCUAGACAUUUCUUCACAUACAUGGAUUUUUCCAACUGUGAGAGGGGAAGCACCAGAGGCACGGGAGGGUCAUGCUGCUGCAGUUAUUGGCAAACGACUAUUUGUAUUUGGUGGUUGUGGGAGAUCUGCAAAUAAUACUAAUGAUGUGUACUACAAUGACCUUUACAUAUUAAAUACAGAAACAUAUACAUGGCAGCGUGCUACAACAUCAGGCACUCCACCAUCUCCUCGAGAUAGCCACACUUGUUCAUCUUGGAAAAACAAAAUUAUUGUGAUCGGUGGUGAAGAUGAACAAGAUUAUUAUCUGUCUGAUGUUCAUGUUCUAGAUACUGAUACUCUUAUCUGGAGCAAAAUGUGUACCUCUAGCCAAUCAUUGCCACCUCGAGCUGGUCAUUGUACAGUUUCUUUGGGCAACAGUUUGUUUGUUUUUGGGGGCUUUACAGAAGCUCAAUGCCUAUACAAUGACCUGUAUAUGCUUGACAUUGAGACUUUUGUGUGGACGAAGGUGGAAACUACACCUAGUGGUCCUUCUGCUAGAUUUUCUGUAGCUGGUGACUGUUUAGAUCCACAUAUGGGGGGUGCUCUUGUGUUUUUGGGAGGUUGUAAUAGAAAUCUGGAGGCCCUGGAUGAUAUGUAUUACCUAUACACAGGUAUUGCACAGGAAAGAGAACUCAGACCAGAGAAGUUAUCCUUAAGGAAGCAAUUGAAGCUGAAAUGUCAAGAGCAAAAUCUCAAUCUUGUCCAAAACCCAGUUCUGUGUGGAUAUGGAGUGGAUGCUGGCAGUAAUCAUCCUAUGUCAAUCUUAAACUAUAGCCAACAAAGUAAACUAAAUAUCCCAGUAAGGCAAUCCCUGCCUCCUGGAAAGAGAAUGUUUCAUGCCAAAGUUACGGAAAAAAUCUCAGCAGGAUAUACUAUUGAAACUGUUAUUGAUGGAAAGCCUCUUCAUGGAAUUCUGUUUUCAAACAAGCCAAACAUUCAAAGUCCAGUUGCUAAUACUUCCAAUAGGAAAAGGUCUGCUGGUGAAAUUGAAAAUGUUGAUUUAAAUGACAUGCUUACACAAUCAGACAAUGUAACAACUUCUGCAGUGCUCAGGCAAGAGAAAAUACAAAAUCAACCGGAAGUACGGGGAGAGAGUUCAGAAUUUCUUGAACGCCAUAAAGAAGCAGAUACUAUUGUUGCGUCAAGUACCCGAACAACAGCUGCGGACUCCUUAAAGGAUUCUGUCAACCCAGAACCUGAAGCUGUUUCUUUGAAUCUAAAUGAUGAGAAAAAUGACUCAUCAAAACCCUUAAUUGAGAGCUUGAAAAACGAUGGAUCCAAUGAUGAGACAAGUUCCAAAGGUGAAAUGCAAAUUGGAGAUGAAAUAAAUGUGCCAGUUUCCAAUUGUGAAAUUUCAGGACAAACGAGUGAUGCACCAAACUCUAAUGCUGAUGUCCUGAAACCUGCAGCAGCUGAGAGUUCUGUUUCUCCACCAAAUCAAGGUGUGACAGAUGAUUGCACAACUCCAAGGACAGAAAGCCAAAGUGAACAAGAAAAAUUAACAUGAAUUCUGGCAUUUUACAUUCCUUUUAUGAAGGUUGCAGCAGAUGCACAUAACAGUUUAAUAGAGAGAAACGUGCUAACUGGUGGGGAUAUACUGUUACCUACACAACAUAUAUUGAUCUUAAAUUGUUCGGCAAGACAAUUGUUACCUUAGGUAUAGAUAGUGUUACAAGUUUUUGUCUGUAACUCUUCAUUCAUUAGGAGAAAAAUAUUAAGAGGCUGACUAUAGGUGCCAACUUGUAAUAUUUUUUUCUUGUUUUCAUUUAUCUUGUCUUGGUAGUUUUGAGGCGAUUUUUUAUUUUCAUUUGGCAAGAUGACUGUUUCAGAAUUUGUUUUGCAAAUCACCAAUUCAGUUUUACUUUGACUCAUGGUUGUAGCAUGAU